AUGGGGCUCGCCGGCUUCUUGCUCGCAAUCCUGGUCGGUCUGGUGGCGGGCCAAGAGGGCCUCUCCAACGGAAAGGCAAAGAACGGCCUCAUUGGAUAUGGAAUUCGACUGUACGAGCCAGCAUGUGCUCACGCAUGCUGGGACACGAUCGCUUACAUGACCAACUGCACUACCGACAUGUCGAUAUCGCGAUUUCUCAACCCCAACGUCGCUGGACCGCUAAGAAACAGCAGCAAGGAGGAUGAGGUCGAACAGGCAACCUACUGCAAUGCGCAAUACGAACCAUAUCUGCAGACGCUGGCAUGGUGCAUACACCAAGAAUGUCAAGACGAAUCCGAGCUCGAUCUGGAGCGCUUUUGGUGGAACGAAGGUCCUGGAAAGGACAAUAGCUCAAUUGAGACAUAUUCGCAAUUAUGGGCGCGGGUAAAGGACACUCAGAUGCGUCCGAUAGAUGAACACUCGACUCUCAACUACACCGCGACGGUGCCUCAUGACCAGUGGAAGCCCAGCUACGACAACAUUGUUACUCUGGUGAGAAUAGAGAUUACGCACGAACGAUAUGCCUUGAUUCUGUUUCUUUCCUGCGCCUUGAUACCUAUUGGCUUAUCACUGCUUCGUUUCCUUCCGUGGCCAGCGGCAUUCGUCUCUCGCUUCCACGCGCACGUCAUCGACCCUCCAUUAAUCGGCUACCGGCAAAACGAACUUAUCGGCCAAGUCUUCAUGAUGCCCACCCGAGGACAGGCGCUCUUCAUCACAUACAUCUGGCUCAUCAACAUCAUUCUCUCGGGGACGGGGUAUUGGUUCCUCCCGGGCAGCUACUGGUUCAAGAACGACACGCACCAGACGCUGACUCAUGUCGCCAACCGUUUCGGCAUGCUGUCAUUUGCCAACAUCCCGCUGCUCAUCCUCUUUGCGGGCCGCAACAACGUCCUUCUGUGGCUCACCAACUGGCCGCGCACCACAUUCUUGAUGAUGCAUCGGUGGAUCGCUGUCAUCUGCAUGCUCGAAGCCGUGGCGCACACAUUCAUGUUCUUUUACGCCUACUCGGUCAGCUGGUACGCCAUGACCAUGAGCGUGCUCGUCACCCAAGGCUACUGGCUCUGGGGCGCUGCGGGCACUAUCGGUCUGUUGGUUCUCGUCGUCACUGCGGUCCAGCCGCUGCGUCGGCGAGCCUACGAAAUUUUCGUCUUUAUCCACAUUGUUGUUUCCAUCAUUGUCCUGGCGGGAUGCUACCAGCAUGUCGUCUUGCGCUAUGGCCGCCAGCGUGGAUUCGAGACGUGGGUGUACGUGGCCCUUGCCAUCUGGGGUUUCGACAGAGCCCUCCGUCUCGUGCGCGCCCUUAGAAGAGGCGUCAAGAAGGCGUACAUCAGCCCCGUCGACGCCGACUACAUGCGCGUCGACAUUCCUGGCGUCAGCGCGCGUGGCCACGUCUACCUGCACUUUCCCACCAUCAGCAAGUGGCGGAUCUGGGAGAGCCACCCAUUCUCCGUUGCGGGAAGCAGCUGCCACAAUACCAAUAAGCAUGGGUACACGUUGGACCUGGACAAGGCUGACGCGACGCCGAUUGGCUAUGCGGUAUCGACGCCGACGCACAUGGCUGCGUCGUGGGACAAGCACAUGGUUGCGUCGUGGGACAGCCCGCCCGUGGUGCAGCGCAAGGCGGGCGUGACGCUGUUUAUAAAGAAGCAAAAGGGACUCACAGCGCAGCUCGGGGCUCUCAACACGGGCGACGUCGGCAUACCGGUCAUGAUGGAAGGGUCGUAUAAUGAGGAGGUGACCUUUAUGCAGGAGAACCAUCUUGAGCCGACGCCCGACUACCAGAACAUCAUCUGCUUCGCGGGCGGUGUCGGAAUCACGGGUGUCCUGCCGUUCCUCGACAAAUUCGGCGGCCUGACCAGCCACGGCUCCAAGAGGCUGUUUUGGACGGUGCGCAGCAUGCCGCUGGUGUACGCCGUCGAAGACAUGCUCGGCGCGUACGCCGGCGCCCAGGGCUCGGAGCGGCGCUGGGGCGACAUUGAUGUCAGCAUCUCGUUUGGGCGGUUCAGCAUCCGCAGCGCGCUGCAGGAGCACCUGGAUUCCGUGUCUGGAGGCUCCAUCGUGGUGGUGUGCGGCCCGGCGAACAUGGCGGACCAGGUGCGGAUGCUUGUGACGACCAUGGCAGCAAAUCCUGAGCGCAAAAAGACACCGCUCAAGCUUGUUGUGGAGAGCUUUGCUUGGUAA
Akanthomyces muscarius is the source of this 2220-nucleotide messenger RNA. RefSeq lists its product as uncharacterized. Gene Ontology annotation, molecular function: ferric-chelate reductase activity. Gene Ontology annotation, cellular component: plasma membrane. Gene Ontology annotation, biological process: copper ion import; iron ion transport; intracellular iron ion homeostasis. The transcript has a single exon. The coding region runs from base 1 to 2220 and encodes 739 amino acids. The record is from RefSeq and is a predicted model, not a curated record. NCBI's taxonomy places the organism in Eukaryota, Fungi, Ascomycota, Sordariomycetes, Hypocreales, Cordycipitaceae.